Molecule: messenger RNA, 2836 nt
Organism: Drosophila willistoni
Lineage: Eukaryota; Metazoa; Arthropoda; Insecta; Diptera; Drosophilidae
Gene: Mitf
Product: microphthalmia-associated transcription factor
Exons: 9
Coding region: 16-2643 (875 amino acids)
Biological process (GO): regulation of transcription by RNA polymerase II
Cellular component (GO): nucleus
Molecular function (GO): DNA-binding transcription factor activity, RNA polymerase II-specific; protein dimerization activity; RNA polymerase II cis-regulatory region sequence-specific DNA binding
Source: RefSeq, a predicted model, not a curated record
AUAUACUAUAGUAAUAUGUUUUCCUAUUGGAGCAGAAAAAGUAAUACGAACGCCCUAAAGGGCUUGAGCAAAUCCACUGAGAAGGAUACUCUAAUAGUAAGCUCCGGCAACUAUCAUACUGAGUCACCAAGUGAGAGCGUAAUGGCUUCACCUAAAGAUGCCUAUUAUGGUAGCUGCACGCAGAAGGAGAAUCAUAUCUCGCCGACAUCAGAAAAACGGCUCCAAGAAUUCCAAGAAUUUUUAGAACGUGUUCAAAAGUGGCAGAUGUCCUCAACUACGCCUUGCGAUAAUGAAAAUCUCACAAACCAUCGAAACGAAUCCUUUCGAUCAAGUCGAUUAGCACCUGUAGAAGUAGGCAUAGAGCCAUCAACUGUAAUGGAACUAGACGACACAGGGGCUGAAACACAUGUAAAACCACACACCUUAGAUAAUGGUAUAAAAUCCAUUUCAAACUCUGCGGCUACAACGAAUAUUCGAGUUACAGUUGGAAUAGAUAGAGAUUUGGAAAUGAUUCUUGAAAUGGACCCAAGUAUUGUAGAUUUGGGCGACAUUGGUGCCGAAAAAAUUGAGUCUCGCGUCGUGGGGCUCCCACCACUUGCGGGUGGACCAACGUUUAAGACUGCCACUCCAACGUCACGUACACAACUUAAACUUCAAUUACAACGGGAACAACAGCAACAGGAGCAACAGCAGCAAAUGUUGAUGCAACAACAACUCACUGUACAUGCACCAGAUCAAACAAUAAAAAAUAUGUUUGGUCUACAAGUCUCCAACGAACUAGAGUUUGGGGGAAGCAACAGCACCAGUGCAUCCAGCUUAGAACAAAUGUCACAGUUAGUUCACAAAGAUUGUGAUCGCUUACAUUCGCCUACUCCAGGUUCUUUAAAAGUACCGUUGCAGAGUAUCGGAGUUGAUGUGCCGCCGCAAGUGCUCCAGGUGAGCACAGUACUUGAGAACCCCACCAGGUAUCAUGUAAUACAAAAGCAAAAGAAUCAAGUUAGGCAAUAUCUCAGUGAAUCAUUCAAGCCAUCUGUUUGGGAGUGUCCAAACUUCAAUUCCAAGCAUGGAAACGCGAGUGCCUCAGCAUCGACUGGAAAUCUGCAAACUUCUUCCUUGGCCAACAGAAAUCUUCAGCUCGACAGACCAAAUAGCUUUGGAGGCGACGUAAAUUGCAAGCCAACAGUCAAUUCAGAAGAAUCGGUGCAGUUGUCGCCUUUUAAUCAACACGAGCAAAUAUCUGUCAGCGGAAUGGAUAAUCGCAGCAUUGGAGAUGGAAGCCUUCCAUUACCGCACUCACAUCCUUAUUGUAAGACCACAUCAAGCUUAAACUCUUCCUUAACUUCACGGCCUGCAGCUAGCAUGAUAAGUGCCAUGCGUAAUUCCAAUAUCUCAGGCGCGAGUACCGCAAGUCCACUUCAAUCUACAUCAGCUCCUAUGUCACCCAGCUUGAGUUCGGUAGCCACUAGUGCAUCAGAACUUCCCUCAUUUGACAGUGAUGCGGACGAUCUCCUAGAUGAUAUUUUGCAGAACGAUUCGUACAACUUUGACAAAAAUUUUAGCUCGGAGUUAUCCAUUAAGCAGGAGCCACAGAGCUUGACCGAUGCGGAAAUAAAUGCGUUGGCCAAAGACAGACAAAAAAAAGAUAAUCACAACAUGAUUGAGCGUAGGCGACGUUUCAACAUCAACGACAGAAUCAAAGAACUGGGAACACUGCUUCCAAAAGGCAGUGAAGCUUUCUAUGAAGUCGUCCGUGACAUUCGGCCCAAUAAGGGAACCAUAUUAAAAUCAUCGGUGGAUUAUAUCAAGUGUUUAAAACAUGAGGUGACACGUCUAAGGCAAAAUGAAUGCCGACAGCGCCAAAUGGAGAUGCAGAAUCGGAAGCUUGCAUCUCGGAUUCGGGAGCUAGAAAUGCAAGCCAAGUCACACGGGAUAUCAUUAUCAGACUACAACCAAACUUCAGUCUCGGCUCCCACGCCUGACAGCACCUACCUCAAGAAGAAGUCGAGUCCACCAACUUCACAAAGUCGUCACUCGCUUUUAGAGGACCUUGUCGUUGAGGCGAGAUUUCCAGUUGUAGCUACCAACGAUCCCAAUAUAACAAUGAAUCAAAUCGACGAGUUGAUGGAAGAUUGUAAUCAUCCCGUACAAGGCGGCGAUCCAAUGCUGUCUUCACACAGUCAAAUACUAUCUGCACCUCAUUCACCUAUGGCUGUUCAGCUUCAGAGUCAAAAUUUCGGCGUCGGAGUCGGCACUAAGAGCAAUGAGAAUGGCGAGGUGGAAUCAGACAGUGUUGUGUUGUUCAAUGGCUCGUCCAGCGAACUACCUUUGGCCAGCUGCAAUAAUAUAAAUUGUACUGCAGGCAACAGUUCAUGCGGAUGUCUUCAGCGUCAUUGCCAGCUGGAUCCACAUCAACACCAAGUGAAAAAUAGCCAGCAACACCACCAUCACCAUCGUCAUAGAGAGACUAGCAUGCUUGGCCGUGACCCGCUUCUUUCAUCACAUAAUGGACAGCUUGAUGACGAUCAACAUCAUAGCGUUGACUUAUCUACAGCCAUGAUAAGCGAUUCUUUGUCGUCUUUAGUGGACGAUAGUCAUAGCGAACCUAUGUUGCUUACGCCAGAUGCUUUGGAUAUUGAUCUCUGAGCGGCGCGUACCUUUGACUAGCACCAGUUCAAAAUUGAAGUAGAAAUAUUUUUAGUAUUAUUAAUAGUAGCCGACGCCUCGAUCCUCGCUGUUACAGAUUAGUGACCCAUUGCUGUUAACGAAUUGUUAAAUGUUUUUACUUCUAAAAGAAUGUAUAGUAAAAUGAUUGUGCUCAACUUGGUGAGCGAUUGGA